UUCCAGGAGAUAUUCUUAUUUGCCUGCAGCAGACGUCUCUUGCAUCCAUGUCAAAUGCGCAUGCCCGCUGAAAUCUGUAUCCCAAAACCUAGCAGGGCGAUGCGCGUGCCCGAAUCCGACGAGAUAAUUGAGAAUAGUACACAUUUAGUGGUAUGACUAGUAAUACAAAAUGCUUACCCUAACAGUGAUUUUCGAUUUUUUGAAUUGUACUAUAUAAACAUUCGCCUAGGAAAGGAUAGGAAAGUACAAGUUAAGGAAGGGGAUUGCGCCUUUCAAAGCGCACAUGCAGGCACGGCAAAUCUAGAUCUCCUUUCCGCUGGACCAGAAUAAUACUUGUUAGUAUAGCCUAACUAUUGCAUUAAAAAAAUGGAAAUAUAAAUUUUACUUUUCAUUGAAUUUUAAACAGUAUUCCAACGUUGAUUUUUAUGCGUUUUAAUGGAGCGAACAUGAAGGAAAUUCUGAGCGGGCAGCAUUGCCAUGCAUCACGCAUUUACAGAAAUUGUAUUGCACCGUUGAAUGAUAAAAUCUAAACUAAAAGUAGGACAAUUUAUUGCUUUUCGUUUAGACGUGUCUGGUCUCCCGGUAAUGUAUAUUCUUCAUCUGAAGAGCCGAAGGAUUUGUUUACAACAUAUUUUGCUGGCUAUAAGUAGCUAGAAGGAAACUGUACGGACAUCGUUUUGGGGGAGAUUCAUUGGGCUUGCAAUACAGCCAUAUCAUGUAUGCUGGACGUAAAAGGAGAAAACCAGUCCAACGAGCGGUGAAACAGCCACCAUCAGAUGGGGCCAAGUCGAACCCCUCUAAGCGCCACCGGGACCGUCUGAAUGGAGAGCUAGAGAGACUGGCCAGUCUGCUACCCUUCCCGGAGGAGGUCACCACCAGCCUGGACAAACUCUCCAUCCUCCGCCUUAGUGUCAGCUACCUCCGGGCCAAGAAUUUCUUCACUGUUGCCCUGAAGAACCGUACUUGCAAUGGAGGCCAGGCCAGUUGUGAUAGCGAUGACAACAGCAAAGCCACAGGAUUGGCGGACAUUUGGCUGCCUGAAGGCGAACUCUUGCUCCAGGCUCUGAAUGGCUUCGUCUUGGUGGUCACUGAUGAUGGGACAAUUUUUUACUCAUCUCAUACCAUCCAGGAUUACCUGGGAUUUCACCAGACUGAUGUUAUGCACCAGAGUGUGUAUGAGUUGGUCCACACUGAGGACCAGCAAGAGCUGAGGAGGAACCUCCACUGGGCCCUCAACCCACCAUCCAUCACAACCACUGUGGCCCCCCUGGGAGAGUCCCCCUCAGAGGGGGAGCCUGACAGCAGCACAACUACCAUUGUGACCUACAACCCUGAGCAGCUUCCCCCUGAGAACUCAUCUUUCCUGGAAAGGAACUUUGUGUGUCGCUUCCGCUGCCUCCUGGACAACUCUUCUGGCUUCCUGGCCCUGAGUCUGCAGGGCAGACUGAAGUUCCUGCAUGGUCAGAACCAGCGGCAGGAUGAUGGGGGUAAGGCCCCAACCCAGCUGGGCUUGUUUGCCAUUGCUACACCCCUCCAAUCCCCCUCCAUCCUGGAGAUAAGGACAAAAAACAUGAUCUUCAGAACCAAACACAAGCUGGACUUCACCCCCAUGGCCUGCGAUGCAAAGGGGAAAGUUGUGCUUGGGUAUACUGAAGCCGAACUUCGGGUGCGAGGCUCCGGAUAUCAGUUUAUCCACGCGGCAGAUAUGUUGUACUGCGCUGAGAAUCACGUACGAAUGAUGAAGACUGGGGAAAGUGGUUUGACCGUGUUCAGACUCUUAACCAAGGAAAACCGUUGGAAGUGGGUCCAGGCCAACGCCAGACUGGUCUACAAGAAUGGCAAACCAGACUACAUCAUUGCCACACAAAGGCCUCUGGUGGAGGAGGAAGGAGGUGAGCACUUACGUAAAAGAUCCAUGCACCUCCCUUUCACCUUUGCUACCGGAGAGGCUUUGCUCUACCAAUCCAACCAUCCAAUUGGACGCUUCAAUGACAGCAUUCCGGGCUCCGAGAAGAACAGCAGCAAGCCCAAGAAGGGACGGACUGACAGGGUGCCCAAGGAUGGCCUGGACCCGGGCUCCCUCUUAGGGGCGCUGAUAAGUCAGGAUGAGUCUGUGUAUGUCUGCCAGCCAGCCCUGGAGUCCAAGUUAUCCUUCCACAGCAGCCUGUUUGGGGAUCGGGUCAGUUUUUCUGACUCUGACCCCACCGCCAUGCUCCAGGGCUGGGAUGAGUCAUCCAACCAACUGGUGGGGCUGGGACUUCCAGAGCCGACGUCAAGCUUUGACCCACUACUAGCCACCCUGGACUCACUGUCUCUGGGGGGUCAGGUGGGUGUCGUGGAUGGGGAAGAAAGAGGCAAUGGGGAGGCCUGUUCCAACGGGGAGCUGUUUGGGGCCCUGGAGGACCUUGGACUGAGUGCUGAGGACUUGGAGCUGUUGCUGCUGGACGAAAGGAUGAUCCGGGUAGAAAUGGAUUCUGAGCGGGUUCCCACCUUGGAUGACUUGCUGACCAACGAUGAGAUCCUCUCCUACAUCCAGAACUCCCUAGAGGGAAUAACAGAUGUUGCAGGGGAUGGCGGCCAGGUGCAUUCCACUACCCCAGCUUCAACUGCCCCAGUAACAACAACAACGACGACCACAACAAAAGCACCCAUUGAAACCAAUUCUACUUCCACCAUCACUGUGCACUCUCAGUACCUUUACCAUAAGGCUCUCCUGGCGGGGCAGGCACCCAUAGUUCAGCUUUCCCAGCAGAUGCAGCAGCACCUCAGCAUGCGGCCAGGGAGGACGGUCCAAGAGUGGGCCCAGCCUCACAAUGCCUCGCCACAUAAUGUCGCGAAUGGACUCCAGGGGCAGGGUCCACUCAUUCACAAUGUGAUGGGAUGUCCAUUGUCCAUUCUAGCCAGCACAGGGGUGCAGCUCGACCAGACACUAUUCAAUGUUAAGGCGUCAGAGUCGGAUGGGGACCCCUACCAGCGGAAAGCCCACCAACGCUACCUCCAGCAGCAGCAUCAGCAGCCGACCAGGGACCAGAGCCAGCUCCCUGUAGGUCAUGCCAAACCGCCGGGUGCCAAUAUCAACGGGGUGUGUGGAAACUCAAGAGAGCAUCACACAGCUGGCAGUGAUCAGUGGCGGGAAUACAGCCAUGGCCAUCCUGAGGGAAAUACCCUGAAAAGCAACCCCUGCCUCAGCAAUGGCCACAAACAACCCAUUCCAAACCCCAUCAUAGAGGCUUGUGUGGACUACACUAUGACUGAUACUCCUGGCAUGGAUUACACCAUCAAGGGAAGUGCUUAUAAAGGGAACGGGCAGCACCCUGGGACAGAGGCUGAUGUUUCCGCUUACCAUAGAAUUAAGGAGCAGCUGCCUCCACUGGCCCAGGUGCUGUCUAGUCUUUCGCAGUGCCCUCCGCCAAACGCUACCCUGGAGCAGAUCCUAGGGGUUGGACAGUGCUACAGACAGCUGCCCUCGCUGGAGUCCUAUGGCAUGGUGACUUCUGACAUCCCUCAUGAACCCAACCAUAGUAAGUCCAGUACCCAACAAAGACUUCAGAUCAGUGGUCCUUCACAGAGCCAUGUAAACUGGAUCCCUGUCAACCCUGCAAUCGUCCAGUCCAGUGGGGUGUGGAACUAGAGACAUUCUAGUUGACUGGGAUGCAUCACUGAGAUGUGGAGGUCAAGCUGCAGUGCCAGGCAGCGUGUCACUGCUGCUCGCCUAUCAUCAGCCAGAGCCACCAGCAGGGAGUCUCAGCUUACCUGCCUGUACCAAACUAAAGGAACCCCCCAACAGCACCUGAGUUGCCUGCUGCUACACUGGAAAACCUGUUCAGACCCGACCUGUGCUAUUCAACAGAUCUGGCGGCAUACUGGAUCAACCUGUAGCACCAGCUUCUGAAGACCUUUCCUCACCAGGUCACAGCCUAAGAGGCACUACCUGUUCCAGGUACUGAGGUCCAAUCCGAUGAUCCACUUUGGACUUACAGCACUACAUCCGGAUUGGGCCCUGACCCUGGCUCUAUCUGUAUGGGCUUCUCUAGGGUCCGCCCUAUGCACUGCUUAAGCUCCUAGGCUUUGUGCUGGAAAGCCUCUUUGGGAGCACCAAAGCUACCAUGCCUGUACUCGUCUGCUUUGGCCAGGUCAGCCUUACCUGGAGAACUUCUGCUGCUUGAUCUGCUCCCAUCUGCUGUCUUAGUUGAUGGGGCACUUCUGAACACUCUGUGGAAGAGGCUCUUCCACAACCAGACCCUUCUACCCCGAUCUGUACACCUUCUGGACUCCAUGGUUGCUCCUAACUGGCUACUGGUGGACUGACACUGUUGAAGAUAUGUGACUACUGACACUGCUGAAGAUACAUUUUUCAAAGCACACUGCACACAUUUAGGGGUAUCUGUUUCAGAAUUCCCCUCAGAGAAGCCUGUAGUAGGUCAGUUGUAUAGAUUCCUGUGUGUGUUAAUAUAGUACUAUGUUUGUGCAUUAACUCUUGGCCUGCCAUAUUUACCUCAAACUGCUGGCAAAGGUAGCAUUAAAAGACUUUCAAAUACAUAGUUUCUAUUUCAUAGUCUCUAUUUCACUUUGAUGGUAUAAAUGUAGCCAGUUCAUGUUUACAACAUAAGAUUGUAUGUUUUCAACUGUUUUUGUAUGUAUAUUCAAGGUCAGUACUCUGAAACUAGGAUGAAAAGGGGAUUUUUCCUGACCUACAACUAUGCUCUGCUACUGUAGCUUUACCUAAGGGCCUCCUGUUUACACUAAGAUACACAGACAAACCGAGUCUCAAGAGAACAGAAAGAUGGAGUAGGGUAAAGAUACAGUAGGUGGCAGCAGAAAGUUGUCACUGCUGCCUCUGGUAAAUCCAAUUAGCCACGUCUGUUGAAAACAAUCGCUCCAUUGUUUCCCUCUGAUGGACAGUAACAGGGCCUGUUAGGACUUUGACUAGUUGGAUUAGUACAUCCAUCAGUUCUACAACAUAAAAGAGACAUAGGCUUACAAACUGUGAGUUAUCUGUAGGUGCUCCUCUCUAAUGCUCUACUAGAUGAGUCAGGAAGUACAUUAUCCAUAACUAACAAGAAGGACCAGGAUAGUAUUAAAGUCUUUCAAAUUAUAAGGAAAGAGUAUACAAUAAAUCAUUUAAUUGUCCUUAUGAUCUGAAUGCUCUAUUGAUUCUAUUUGUAUGUAUUUAGUCUGUCCUGGAUCAACAAUUAUUGUUGGUCAAAAACUGGGCAUGCUUAGGUUGAAGUCCUUAAGUAUGACCAGUUAUUAUGGUUUGGCAUUCAGAAUUUAUUGUUCAAAAAACAAUACUCAUGUCAGUGUUGUCAUAUGUCAUGUGUCAAUCAGCUGAUAGUAAUCAACCAUCAACUGUUAUAUACUAUUCACACGCUGAAAUGCAGUUUCCCCACA
This is a messenger RNA of Esox lucius (northern pike), 5391 nucleotides long. Its product is annotated as aryl hydrocarbon receptor. The record is from RefSeq and is a predicted model, not a curated record. Gene Ontology annotation, molecular function: protein dimerization activity; nuclear receptor activity; transcription cis-regulatory region binding. Gene Ontology annotation, biological process: regulation of transcription by RNA polymerase II. Lineage: Eukaryota; Metazoa; Chordata; Actinopteri; Esociformes; Esocidae. Gene Ontology annotation, cellular component: nucleus; aryl hydrocarbon receptor complex. The transcript is spliced from 11 exons. The coding region runs from base 716 to 3631 and encodes 971 amino acids.